Messenger RNA from Daucus carota subsp. sativus, 2254 nucleotides. Its product is annotated as BAG-associated GRAM protein 1. NCBI's taxonomy places the organism in Eukaryota, Viridiplantae, Streptophyta, Magnoliopsida, Apiales, Apiaceae. The transcript has 18 exons. The coding region runs from base 119 to 1843 and encodes 574 amino acids. The record is from RefSeq and is a predicted model, not a curated record.
UUCUACACACUACUGCUAAUAAUAUUCUCCAACGCCAACGGCAGUUUAGAUUUAGAAAUAUAAAACCCUACUAUACAUACAGAUACACACAAGGCUUGCCGGUUAAUUGAUCGGAAAAAUGAUGGUCGAUUUCGCGAAGAAACUCCUGGUGCCGUCGUGGUGGGAGAUUCAAGUCAGUCUCGCCGCCGCCGCCUUCAUUAUUUGUGUUUACUGCUUUUUUAGUUAUCAGAAUUGUGUCGCCGACGAUCGCAAGGUCACCGGAGAUUCCGCCGAUAAGCAAAAGAUAGGCCAGCCGAAAGGAGAACAUCAGUACAAUUUUGCAUAUGAUAUCAAGGUAGAAUUACUGGCAGCCAAGAAUCUAAUUGCUGCAAACCUGAAUGGCACAUCAGAUCCGUAUGCAAUCAUCACCUGUGGUACAGAAAAGCGGUUCAGCUCUAUGGUUCCUGGUUCACGAAAUCCUAUGUGGGGAGAGGAGUUCAAUUUUAUAAUAGAUCAGCUUCCUGUUGAGAUUAAUGUAACGAUAUAUGAUUGGGAUAUAGUUUGGAGAAGCACAGUGUUGGGUUCGGUGGUGGUUCCUGUUGAAAGUGAAGGACAAACUGGUGCAGUAUGGCAUACUUUGGAUAGUACAUCAGGGCAGGUUUGUCUCGAUAUCAGAACAAUCAGUGUUCCUGUAGACUCUACUAGGGGUCGGAGUGGUUAUGCUGGUGCUAAUGCCCGAAGAAGGUUAUCUUUGGAUGAGCAAGGACCUGUUGUAGUUCAUCAGAAACCUGGGCCACUGCAAACAAUAUUUGAUCUUCUUCCAGACGAGAUUGUUGAACACAGCUAUUCAUGUGCACUUGAAAGGUCCUUUUUGUACCAUGGCCGUUUGUAUGUCUCAGCAUGGCAUAUCUGCUUUCACUCUAAUGUGUUUUCAAAGCAAAUGAAGGUAAUUAUCCCAAUUGGAGAUAUAGAUGAGAUAAGAAGAAGCCAACAUGCACUCAUCAAUCCCGCAAUUACGAUAAUUCUUCGCAUGGGUGCUGGCGGUCAUGGUGUCCCUCCUUUAGGAAGUCCUGAUGGCAGGGUCAGAUAUAAAUUUGCAUCAUUUUGGAACAGAAACAAUUCACUACGAGGUUUACAACGGGCUGUAAGGAACUACCAUGAAAUGCUAGAAGCAGAAAGCAAGGACAAAGUGCAGUCAGAAGUUCGCGCGCACAGUACUUCAAUUAAAAGCGCCAAGGCUCCUGAGCAAAUAGAGCCCACAGUUGGGAAGUUACAGCCUUUCGUCAAAGAAGAAGUUCUUAGUAGCAUAUACGAUGGUGUUUACCCUACCACCGCUGAGUUAUUCUUUAAAUUACUGCUCAAUGAUGAUUCAAAUUUUACAAAUGAAUAUCGGGCAGCCAGAAAGGAUGCUCAUCUUUCUAUAGGUCAGUGGCAUGCUGCAGCAGAAUAUGACGGUCAAGUCAGAGAAAUUAAAUUCAGGUCCCUAUGCAACAAUCCUAUGUGCCCUCCAGACACUGCAAUGACUGAAUGGCAACAUGCUGUUUUCUCCCCGGAUAAUAAAAAUCUGGUGUUUGAAACUGUACAACAGGCGCAUGAUGUUCCAUUUGGAUCAUCUUUUGAGAUACAUUGUAGAUGGUCCGUUUCUACCAACUCUGAUUCCUCAAGCAAUGUUAAUGUGAAAGUUGGUGUACAUUUUAAAAAAUGGUUGAUUAUGCAAUCAAAAAUCAAAGCUGGCGCUAUCAUUGAGUAUAAAAAGGAGGUUGAGUUGAUGGUCAAGGUGGGCCUUGCUUAUAUUCAGUCGAAGUCUACUAGUGACAGUAACAUUGUUGUGGCCCCUAAAUCGAAUACUCAAGAGAACACAUAAAGUAGUAAUGCUGAAACAUUAUGUUUAUUUGUAUAGCAAUUGUUAAACCCUCCUGUAACAUAUUUUUAGUCCAGUCAACUGUGUAUUUGGUUACCUGACAAAAAAAAAAAAACUGUGUAUUUGGUUAGGAAAAUAUGUAGUGUAAUCAUCUGAUCAGUUUGCCAAUCAAUAGUGGACAGCUGGUGCGCUCUUGUAAUCCUUGUGCAGAAACUUUUUUUCCCUGGAAGUCCAUGUCUGUCGGCUCAGGUCAUCUUUAAGCCUAAUUGGUGGUUUUCUUUACUUGUGAGUCUAUUCUGCACUUCUGUUUAGUUAUAUUUUUUAAAUUUUAGUUGUAGGCUUGUAGCAAUCCAAGAUUUUUUAAAUGAAUUGUUUGGUGACCUGAGAUAGGUUAAUAUAUAUUUGUAUUAUAUC